Drosophila busckii is the source of this 1245-nucleotide messenger RNA. RefSeq names its product protein SREK1IP1. The transcript has 2 exons. Bases 169 to 1002 code for a protein of 277 amino acids. Gene Ontology annotation, molecular function: nucleic acid binding; zinc ion binding. NCBI's taxonomy places the organism in Eukaryota, Metazoa, Arthropoda, Insecta, Diptera, Drosophilidae. The record is from RefSeq and is a predicted model, not a curated record.
UAAGCGAUUCCGCAUUUUUGAUUUAUCUAUAACUAAAUAUAAUUGUCACAAAUUAUAAUAUUAUUGAAAACUACAACUGACAGCAUACAGCCGACUUGUGCUGCUUUUGUGUCAAUUAAUGGGAAAUAAAUAAAAAAACAAUCUAGCAAAAAUUCCUCGGCCAAGAAAAUGAACUUUCCUAUGGCAAAUUCCAACAAGGAUACGCUACGUGCGGCCUGUAAAAAGUGCGGCUACGCUGGUCACCUGACUUAUCAGUGCCGCAAUUUUCUCAAGGUGGAUCCAAACAAGGAAAUACUAUUGGAUGUGGAGAGCACGAGCUCGGACUCGGAGCUGGACUACCUGACGCCACUGACUGAGCUACGCGCCCAAGAACUCAAAGGGAGCGAUGAUGCGGCUGCCAGUACAGCAGCUGCGUCGACAACGACGAAGACAACAACAACAAAGGCGAGCAAGACAGAUAAGAAGAGUUUGAGCGGUAGUGGUGGUGGCAGUAGCAGCAAGCGCAGCAGCAGUAAAACAGCCUCAGCUGCCAAGCACUCAAAGACCGAGCGACACAAGAAGCAUCGCAAGAAGAGCAAGAGUAAGAAACAUAAGAAAAGCAGCGCCGUGGAAAGCGUCAAGGGAAAAACCGGCAGCAAGGAGGCGUCCAAAAAGAAGCAUAAAAGUGAUGGCAGUAGCAGCAAAAAGUCAAAGCGUCGCCAAAGCAGCAGUAGCAGCUCCUCGUCAUCGUCUUCGUCAGAGAGCGACUCCUCCACAUCAGAUUCAUCCAGCAGUGACAACAGUGAUUCGGAUUCUAGCGACAACGAAGAGUCUAGCACAAGCGAAUCCGAUGAGUACGGACGCAAAAAGAAGCGCCAGGGUAAAUACAAACGCAAAGCGCAAGCCGUGGAACCGCGCCGCAAAAAGGCAAAGGCCAAACGCAAGCGCCAUCGCUCCAGUGGAGCUACAGCACCUGGCGCCAGCACAUACCUCAGCAGCGCCAGCGAUAGCAGCACCUACUAACAUGCAUGACUAAACCAAAGUAACGGCAUUUAGUUCACACUGGACAAUUGCGCGUUUACGUUUUUAAAGAUGGCGCAACCGAAUGUAGGCUAGUUUUCAAGCAAUUUUUUUUUCUCAAAUAUGCAAGAGGCAAGCUAGGCGUUUACCACUUCCAACUGAGCAAACUGCCACCCCGUUGCAUGCCACACACGAGAAACACAAAAAAAAAAUUAAAAAAAAAAAAAAACAAACUGACACACAUGG